AUGGAAAAUGACAAGUUCAGAAUAAAGGUGCCUACCGAUGGGAUAUCAAAACUGACUUCCUGCAACAGCUUGCUGUGUUUUCAUACGGUGUUUCCUUUGCUUAUGGUGAACCCAAUCACCAGAGAAAUACUAGAGCUUCCGAAACCUUGGAUUGAAGAAGAAGAUGAGGAGGCAAGCGCAUGUGUAUUUGGUUUCGAUGCAAAAAUGAAUGUAUACAAAGUGGUUCAAUUGAAACUGUGUUUUUCCAACUCUUCAUUGGAAUGUGAGGUCUUAGAGUUAGGUACAACCAUGUCAUGGAGAAAAAUCCAACACCAACCCAGCUUUCCUUGCCCAGAUUUAGGGGACCCCGAUGAGCAUCCGGAACUAGUGUUUGUUGAAGGAUCUAUAUAUUGGCUCGCAUCCGAAAACAUUUUGUGUUUCGAUGUUGCAGCUGAGAGGUUAAAAUUGAUUCCUGAACCUGAUCAUCAAAAGGCACAGUGUUGCGGCAACUACAAUACGUUCUUGGUAGAACUUGAUAAGAGUCUUUGUCUUAUGACGCAUGGUAUCUCUUCUGGAAUGGUAGGUAUAUGGAAGAUGCAAAAGGACUCUGUCAACGAAGAAACUACCUGGAUCAAAAGCUACAGUUUUAGUGCAAGGCGUAUGAUACACAACGCCAUAAAUCCUUAUGGCGUUGAAAACAUCCAUAUUAAAUCCUUAUGCAUGCGAGGUAAGAAGAUUUAUUUGAAAUACAAUGAAGGAUUGGCUUGUUAUGAUACACAACGCCAAAAAUUGAUUGCUCCGGUUUUCAGUAGAGUAGCUGAUAAUAAUAAUUUAGGUGCUGUAGCCUACACAAAGAGCAUUGUUCGACUCCAGGAUAUAGUCGGGUCUUCUACUCUGCGCUUAUGCACCGUUUAG
Molecule: messenger RNA, 894 nt
Organism: Papaver somniferum (opium poppy)
Lineage: Eukaryota; Viridiplantae; Streptophyta; Magnoliopsida; Ranunculales; Papaveraceae
Product: putative F-box protein At1g47790
Exons: 1
Coding region: 1-894 (297 amino acids)
Source: RefSeq, a predicted model, not a curated record